This is a messenger RNA of Zea mays, 1669 nucleotides long. RefSeq names its product tryptamine hydroxycinnamoyltransferase 1. The coding region runs from base 161 to 1531 and encodes 456 amino acids. Gene Ontology annotation, molecular function: acyltransferase activity, transferring groups other than amino-acyl groups. NCBI's taxonomy places the organism in Eukaryota, Viridiplantae, Streptophyta, Magnoliopsida, Poales, Poaceae. The record is from RefSeq and is a predicted model, not a curated record. The transcript has a single exon.
ACGGCACACACACACUAUAUAUAGACUGCCAUUGCCUACACACUGUGGGCACCACCACCACCAUCUUUUGCACUCUCUCAAGUCACAAAGCUUCCCUACGUACUCACAAGUCACAAGGGUUAGCAGUUAGCUACCUAGCUCAAGCUCGCCAGCCAGCAUCAUGGACGUGCAGGUGCAGCGGAGCUUCGUGAUACCCGCGCCGCAGUCGGAGCCGUCGGCGGAGGUGCCGCUGACGGUGUUCGACCUCGUCGCGCCCGCCUACCACGUCACCGUGCUGUUCGCCUACGCCGCGCCCAACCCCACCGACGCCGCCCUCCUGGACGCGCUCGCCGCCACGCUCCCGCGCUUCCCGCUCCUCACCGCGCGCCUCGUCGUCGCCGACGCCGACGAGCGCCGACGCCCGUUCUUCGUCACGGGGAGAGGCGGCGCGGGCGCGCUCGUUGUCGAGGCCACCGUGGCGUCCGCGCUCUCCGACCACCUCCCGCUCGCGCCCGCGCCGGAGCUCGCGCGCCUGCACGUGCCGGUCGGCGGCGACGUGGCUCCGCCGCCACCGCACAUGCUCAUGCUCCAGAUCAACCGCUUCGCGUGCGGGGGCCUCGUCAUCGCCUCGUCCUCGUACCACCAGGCCGCGGACGGCUACUCCAUGUCCACCUUCUUCCACGCGUGGGCCGACGCCGUCCGCGCCAACAACAAACACGACACUCUACUACCGGCGGCGCCGCCGGCACCGGCGCCGUACGGCCCGGGCGCCAUCACGCCGCGCCGGCCGCCGCGGUGCGAGUUCGAGCACCGCGGCACCGAGUUCCUGCGCGCCGAGGACGCCGCCGCCGGCAGGCCGGCGCCGGCCCGGGUGGACCCUUCGGAGAUCGCCAACGUGCUGCUGCACCUCCCGAGCGACUUCGUGGCGGCGCUCAAGGCCUCAGCUGCGCCGCCGCAGGGACAGGGCCGGUGGUACACGACCUUCGAGGCCGUGUCGGCGCACCUGUGGCGGAAGAUCACGCUGGCGCGCGGGCGCGCCGACGACGCGUCGCGCACGGCGCUGAACGCGGCGGUGAACGGCCGCGCGCGCCUCGGCGCCGACGCCCUGGCGCGGGGCUUCUUCGGCAACGCGGUCCUCACGGCGAGCGCCGCCACCUGCGCCCGGGACCUGGCGCGGGGCGCCCUGGCCGACGCGGCGGCGCUGAUCCGCGCGGCCGUGCGCGCGCGCGACCGCCAGUACUUCCAGUCCUUCGUCGACUUCGGGGAGCUGCACCUGCACGGCGGCGAGGAGCUGCUGGAGCCCACGGUCGGGGACGAGGACAACGUGCUGCUCCCGGACGUCGCGUCCGACAGCUGGCUGCACCUGGAGCUGCACCGCCUGGACUUUGGGUGCGGCGGACGGCUGGCCGGGAUCCUGCCGGCGAAGGUCCCGCUGGACGGGGUGGUCGUGCUCAUACCCAGCCUGCGGAAAGGAGGCGGCGUCGACGCGUUCGUGGCGCUGUGGGACAAGCAUGCCAAGGAGCUUAUGGAUAUUGCUUACACCAUGGACUAGAAAACAACUCCGUGUCACUCAUGGAGGAUGAAAACACACACGUCGCCACCAAAAUUAUUUACUGCCUAAGCAUGCGGGAAAGGAAUAAUAUAUAUAUUUCUCACAAGUCAAUAAAGUUUUAUUUAAAUAUAUACAGUA